This is a messenger RNA of Rosa chinensis, 2285 nucleotides long. RefSeq names its product disease resistance protein RPM1. The record is from RefSeq and is a predicted model, not a curated record. The transcript is spliced from 2 exons. Bases 14 to 2116 code for a protein of 700 amino acids. Gene Ontology annotation, molecular function: ADP binding. NCBI's taxonomy places the organism in Eukaryota, Viridiplantae, Streptophyta, Magnoliopsida, Rosales, Rosaceae. Gene Ontology annotation, biological process: defense response to other organism.
UCUCUUGCUUGCCAUGUUAAACAAUUUUGAGGCCACAACGCUAGAUCUUCAUCAAGAACAAGAUCCAAGAUCGAAAUUGAGUCUACUGCUGCAGCACAAGAGGUUUCUGCUCGUCUUGGACAAUGUUUGGAGUAAACAAGAUUGGGAAUUCUUUGUAUGUUCUUUACCAAAAGGUUUGUGUGGGAGUAAGAUAAUCAUUAUUACUCGUAACUCUGACGUGGCUUCGUUUCCUGUAAAGUCCUCGGAGUAUAUCCAUGAUUUGAGUACUGGGUUGUCAUUCAAAGAAGCCCAUGACCUAUUCUGUAAGAAGGCUUUUCAAGAUGGGAUUUGUCCCCCCGAGCUCGAGGAGUGCAGUAGAAAAAUCCUGAACAAGUGUGAAGGCUCACCCUUUGCAAUUUCAACUGUCGGUACUGUGCUAGCAACAAAGCCACAAACGAAAAAUGAGUGGGAGGAGUUACAUGACACCCUCACAUCAAACUUUACAGCUGACCCAAAGCUUUUGGUCCUUAGCCGUAUUUUUCAGCCUUGUUACAGAGAUCUUCAAAGCCAUCUCAAAAGUUGCUUCUUGUACCUCGGCAUAUUUCCUGAAGACUACUACAUCCGGCGAGGGAGGCUUUUUCGUUUGUGGGUUGCUGAAGGAUUUGUGGAGCCGACAGCAGGACUAACAGUAGAGGAGGUUGCAGAACAAUAUCUGAACGAGCUCAUUGACAGCAAUUUGGUCCAAGCCAGCUCCUGGGGAAUUGAUGGACGAGUGAAGAGUUGUCGUAUUUCUAACAUUGUUCGUGCGUUCAUCAUGUCACAGAAGUUUGUCACUGAUUCCGAAACAAUCUGGUGCAGACAAACAGAAGUUGACAAAGUUCGACGCCUCUCUGCUCCUAAUCUGAUUAUCAAAUAUCUGUCAAACUCUGGAAUUGACUUGAAUGGUAUUCGUACAUUACAGAGUUACAAGAAGGGAAGUUCUGGACUUGACUUGAAUGUUAUUCGUACCUUACAAGGUCACAAGAAGGAAAAUUCUGAUUCUCAGUUUGCCAUGGUACUUAAAACCACUAGAUUUUUAAGGGUAUUAGAUUUGCAAGGUGUACCUUUGGAAAAAUUUCCUUCUAGUGUUGUUGGCCUCACCCUCUUAAAGUAUCUAAGUCUAAGGAAAUCCCAGAUCAAAACAGUUCCCCAGUCCAUAGAAAAGUUGUUAUUCUUAGAAACCUUGGAUCUUAAAUACACCCGGGUGACCCAUUUGCCAGAAGAGAUUUGUAAACUUGUAAGGUUGCGCCAUCUAUUAGUAUGCAAUAAUCCCGGUAGUGGAGGAGUGACUCUUUCUGCAGGCAAUCUUGGAGCCCUAUCUUCCAUACAAAAUUUGUCAUUAGUUAAGGUGGAAAACGACAGAAGAAUCCUAAAAGCCUUGGGAAAGCUAAUAGGUCUCAGAAAGUUGGGGCUGACAGAUGUGAGAAAAGAAGAUGGAGUAGAAUUGUGUUGUUCUCUUCAGAAAAUGGAGAAUCUUUCAUCAUUUGAUGUAGCAUCAACAAGCAAGGAUGAGUAUCUUGAUUUGGAUCACAUGCAAUCUCCUCUAGUGGCUCCUCUCUAUCUUGAACGUUUAUUUUUGAUAGGAAGGCUAGAAAGGGUACCUAAGUGGAUUCCUGAGCUUACGAGUCUAACAAAGAUUCUUUUAAAGUGGUCAAGAGUGAAACCUCAUGUCAACUCACUUGAGGCCCUCGAAUCUUUGCCAAAUCUGAUGGAGCUCACUUUGGUUCAGUUUUACACAGGGAAGAAGUUGGUAUUCAAAGCUCAAACGUUCAAGAAACUAAUGAUAUUAAGAAUAGAAGAAUUCGAUGAGCUAAAUUUGAUGAAAGUUGAGAGUCAGGCAAUGCCUAUGCUUAAGAAGCUAAUCAUAUCUAGAUGUCAGGGUUUGGACUCACUUCCAUGGGGCAUUACUGGUCUUAUCCAGCUUGAAGAAUUGAUUGAAUCUGAUAUGCCUGAUAAAUUCAUCGCUAAUCUUCAAAAGCAUAGUGCAGCCCUUGAGAUGAUGCAGAUUCGAGUCAUCCAUUCUUCCAAAACAGGGAGCAACCAAUCUUCGACUAGAUUUCAAGAUUUCUCUCCCUCCAAUUGGCAUUUGGAAUCGUAAUUUGUAUUGAUUCUAGAUUUAGGCACAAGCUGUAUCCUGCGGAGGAGCAGUGAGUGAAGUUCAUGAAGAUGAGGCCGUAGAGUGACUACAGAAGUCGAAGCAGGAAUCCAUGACCAGAACAUCAAGAACUGCUGAUAGUUUGUAAAAUUGCGGCAAACUGAUCUCUAUG